AGAGGUGGGAGAUGGAGAGAGAUGCGGGGUAUUCCUGCUCUGUGCUGUUCUGCGUGGGUUUGAAGAAGACCUUGCACCGGAGAGAUCUGAGAGAUCCUUGUUCAUGAUGCAUCAUUCGCCUGAACCUUUAGCAUGAGAUGGACCGCGCUCUUAUUGACAUUGCCAGCCGCUUGACACACCGAUCACUGGAGACGUGAUGGAAAGACUCUGUGUGUGGACACCGGGAUUUCUCGCUGUGUGCUUGCCGUAACCGUUUCCAGCUAUCCAUGUGUCAUGUAGACUGAGUUUCACUCUUCACAGUAAGCGUCUCCUCAGUGGAGAAUGUUGGGGAAACAAUGUGCCUUGAUCCGCGGGUAACAGCUCUGCAUGUCUGCCUGAUGUAAGAUUACUGCCUGUCGUCCUUGAAGGAAUUUUCUGUAUGAUUUCUAUCGCUCGCAUUGUCAUUUCGCCUGCCUCUUGUUGAAUGUUGUCAACGAACGCAGGAGCAUGCUUUUCAUGCAGGUGCAGAGAGGUGGGCAUACGUCUGCAUGCUUAAAAUAGGUGAGGGAGGACUAAGAGCAGCAAUACGAAGAUAAUGAAAUGGAUGGGUUUUGAGAAAACACAACGGUGUAUAUAGCGAUUUUUGGUGUUACGGUUCAGCACUUCUCUGAAUUUUUUGGGCUGCCAAGAUAAUUUUGUGCUUUUCGUUCAUUUCUACCUUUGAUCUGUUGAGAACUUCUGGACCACAUGAACCGAACGGGUCCAUCUCAGUCCAAAACCACCUACCUUAUCUCCCUCACCCUGGUGAAGGUAGAGACCACUGAGGAACAUGAGUUGGAGAACAGCAAGCAAACUGUGGAUGGAGCGGUGCACGUUGCCGAUGGAACAAAACAUCUCAAACACCCCGGAUCCAACAAUGAGGGCCAGCAGCAACAGAAAAUGGGUGUGGAGCUGGAGGCUGGAGAAUCUAUCAAAAUCUCAGCGGAACAGGAUACAAUCCAAAGCCCAAGGGAGGACAAAGCACUUUUUACAGAUGGUGUUCACCCCGGUGAUGGGCAAAAAUCAAUAAUCUCACCCAGCGCUGAAAUUGGCCGGGCCAGAGAAUCCACAGGAAUCUCACAGUUUUCCAUUCCACGGCAUUUCUGUGACAUCCCAGUUCGUGCAACCCAGCGUCCGGUUUCUCUUCUUAAAGCUCAUGGGGGUGGUCGUGAAUUUAAGGAGUCCAGAGAGAGCAUCCACGCCUCUUCCAAAAGCCUUGACCGGAAAGACAGUCGAGCUAGGAUCCAGUCUCCAACCAGCCCCACUCCGGGGUCAUUUCGGGCAUCUUGGGCUGUAAGCGAGGUGAAAACCUGUGAUGAAGACCUCAAAGGUGUUGGGAUGAAAAGGCCCACGGAAGGGGAUAUAAUAGCCAUGAGAAUGCAGAGUCCUCGAGCGGAAAGAUUAAAGUCUGGAUCUACUUCUCUACCCACUCCAAUCGCCCUGAUAUCCAAGCCUCAACGCAAAGGGAAGAGUCGAACCUUGGACAACAGUGAUCUGAACUGCCUGUCUGAAGACCUCCUGAAGAGCAAAGGUGGCCAAAUGACAUCUGACUUUAGGACAGCUCAGUCCCAGGGGGCUUCGGCACGUGACCGCAAGAUGCUGAGAUUUAUUAGUGGCAUUUUUACCAAGAGCACUCCAGUGGCGACCAGUGCGACCAUUGUGACCCCAAUCUAUAGCUCCAUUCAGAGAGAAUCCAGUGAGGAAGAAGCAUCAUGCAACAACAGUCAGGAAUGGACCCUGAACCGCGCCAUUCCAGAGCUGAGACUGGGGGUUUUAGGUAGCAUACGAAGUGGAAAAACUGCCCUUGUGAACCGAUUCAUCACAGGAAGUUACCUGCCACAGGAGUCACAUGAGGGUGGACGAUAUAAAAAAGAAGUACUGGGGGAGGGACAAAGUCAGUUAUUACUGAUCCGAGAGGAAUCUGGCCCUCCAAGUGCACAGUUCUGCAAUUGGCUGGAUGGUGUCAUCUUGGUUUUUAGUCUGGAAAAUGAAGCCAGUUUCCAGGAUGUGUAUAAGAACUACAGUGAGCUUAGCAAACACCGUAACAUUGCAGAAAUGCCCAUUAUAGCAGUUGGAACACAAGAUAAGAUUAGUAGCACUAACGUCCGUGUGAUCGAGGACAAACGUGUGCAACAGCUCUGUAUAGAUAUACGUCGCUGUACUUACUAUGAGACGUGUGCUACAUACGGGCUUAACGUGGACAGAGUAUUCACUGAAAUGACUCAAAAGAUCGCUGCUGCCAAGAAGCAAGCCGCCCUUCUGGCCUCCUGUAAAUCUCUCCCGAACUCUCCGAGUCAUUCAGGAGCCUCGACUCCGCUGUCAGGGCCAGGACAGGCCAGUAAUGGGGGUCAGAGUAGUGAUUACCCCUCCUCUUUGCCUUCUACCCCUGUUAUAAGUCACAAAGAUAUUCGGGGUGGGGCAAGUGGAGACGGGGGCUCUCAACGAAAUCUGCCCCGGCGACGGACCUCUUUAUUUGCGAACCGUCGUGGCAGUGACUCUGAGAAAAGGACUUCUGAAAGCCGAGGUGACGUGAGCGGUAGAUCCGUUCCUAUUAAACAGGGGACUUUGUGGAAACGAAGUGAACGUUCUUUAAACAAGGAGUGGAAGAAGAAGUAUGUGACUUUAUCAAACAGCGGCAUGCUGACGUAUCACUCAAACAUAAACGAAUAUUUACAGAACGCUCAAGGAAAAGAAAUGGAUUUAUUGCGGGUCACUGUGAAAGUGCCAGGCAAACGUCUUCAUCGUGCCGGAACACCUGGCGGUCCGUCUCCUGGUCCUGUUCUUGUCCCCGUACCCGGUGUUAAUGGAAUUAGUAAAGACAAGCAGACACCUGAAGGGGGCGCUACUUCAAAUCUUUUGACUGUGGAGGAGGCAUCCAGAGCUGGUUUGUCAUUUCAUAUUGACCAAAAGGUGAAACGUUGCCCAUCAUCUGUGUCGAAUAAAGGGUUUAGUAUGGACUCGAGUGCAGAGGGAGCCACAAGUCCACCUUUAGGAAAAGACCACAUGCCUUCUUCUCCAAUGAGUGACCGAAAAAAGAAAAAAAGAAACAGAAGUAUUAAUCUGAAGGGAGACGCAGCAGCCGGGCAGGCUGAAGCCAAGCGCAAAAUGUGGAAAUUAAAAAGCUUUGGUAGCUUGAGAAACAUUAACAAAACAGAAGAGGAAAGUACGGACUUUAUCAUCAUAUCCAGUACAGGACAGAGCUGGCACUUUGAAGCUCAGAAUCAGGAGGAUAGAGAUGCUUGGGUUCAGGCGAUAGAGAGUCAGAUCCUGGCAAGUCUUCAGAGUUGCGAGAGCAGAAAUAAGGCACGACGGAGCAGUCAUAGUGAAGCUGUUGCCUUACAGGCCCUGCGUAAUGCCAAAGGGAAUGACCUCUGUGUGGACUGUGAGGCAUCAAAUCCAACAUGGGCAAGUCUUAAUCUCGGGGCUCUCAUCUGUAUCGAGUGUUCUGGUAUACACCGGAACCUGGGGACUCACCUGUCUCGCGUCCGCUCGCUAGACCUAGACGACUGGCCCAGCGAGCUCACGAAAGUGCUUACGGCUAUAGGGAACCAUAUGGCCAACAGUAUUUGGGAGACCUGCACUCAAGGACGGCAAAAGUUGACACCUGAGGCAACAAGAGAACAGAGGGAAUCCUGGAUCCGUGCCAAAUACGAACAGCGGGUGUUUGUGUCGCCCUUGCCCGCUCAGUGCUCAGAGGGCACAAUGUCAUCCUGGUUACUCAGAGCAGUAAUUGACAGAGACCUUCCCAGACUUCUGCUUCUCCUAGCACACAGCACCAAGGAUCUGAUCAACAUCCCUCCUGAGGGAGCGGGGCAACAGCAUCACAGCGCAUUACACGCGGCAUGCCAGCUCGGAGACGUGGUAAUGACGCAGCUCCUGGUCUGGUACGGCAGCGAUGUCAAGUCGAAGGAUCCGCAGGGCAGAACGGCCCUGACAUUGGCGCGUCAAGCCGGAAGUAAAGAGUGCGCUGAGAUUCUUCUACAGCACGGCUGUCCCAGCGAGACCUCUCCCACGUCCCCCACACCCGUUCUGUCCCGCAAAAGUAGCAUCACGAGCGUGGGCCGUGUCAAUUCCAGGCGGAGGGUCUCGUAACCCGUGAACUUUCACGAUCAUAAAAACAUUUCUAAACAGGGGGGUUUUAAUUUCUUCAUUCAGAGUUGUGUGUUCUGUGCGUCUGUGAAAUUCUGCCCCAGGAUAUCAUCAACAACGCUGUGUUUAUAUGCAUACAUCCCUGCGGGUUCCUCAGAGAAGGGAACAAUAAAAAAGAAGAAAAACCUUUAUCGUCCAUCCUAGAACAAGCUUAGAAAGACAGCUACAAAAAUGCCUUUUCAAAAAAAUACGGAAACUGUUCCACCAAGUAAAAGCAAUAUUAUUUAUAAUAUGCUGAUAUAACUGUAAUAUAGAUGCAUUACAAGGUCAAAUGUAGCUUGAGAGUUUCCCAAAGCAAUCUUAGGGACUGUAUUUACCAAUAGGACUGUCAUUUUCAUCGUUCUUUAAAAAUAGACAUCAUGGCUGGGGGUAUUGUAAUGUAACAUGUUUAUAUCCAGAAGAAAUAGUAUUUGUCAUUGUGCAUCAUUUCUAAAUACUAUAGACAAUAAACUCAGAUCUUCAAAUCUU
Triplophysa dalaica is the source of this 4635-nucleotide messenger RNA. RefSeq names its product ArfGAP with GTPase domain, ankyrin repeat and PH domain 2 (gene agap2). Gene Ontology annotation, molecular function: GTPase activity; protein binding; GTPase activator activity. Gene Ontology annotation, cellular component: nucleus. Lineage: Eukaryota; Metazoa; Chordata; Actinopteri; Cypriniformes; Nemacheilidae. The coding region runs from base 727 to 4110 and encodes 1127 amino acids. The transcript has 19 exons. The record is from RefSeq and is a predicted model, not a curated record.